Molecule: messenger RNA, 959 nt
Organism: Colletotrichum phormii
Lineage: Eukaryota; Fungi; Ascomycota; Sordariomycetes; Glomerellales; Glomerellaceae
Exons: 2
Coding region: 150-740 (196 amino acids)
Molecular function (GO): protein binding
Source: RefSeq, a predicted model, not a curated record
UGCCUAAUAGUUCACCCUUAGUCUCAUCGCAUAGACCGUACAAGUCUUCAGCGAAGUCUUCACAUCCCCCUAUAUAUUGACAGAAAUAUUUGUGUCUUUUUUCCUUUCUUAUUUAACCUACGCAACUUGAGCCUUGUUCUCUAGCCGCCAUGGCGACGGACCACCAAAAAGCCGAGGAAGCAGACCGUCUCACUCUCCUGCCAGCAGAGCUCCUCGUAGACAUCAUCGAGCAUGUAGACGUCGCUUCCCACCUGAACCUUGCCUGUACUUGCAAGAAAAUUGCCAAGUGUUCAGCAGGCAUUCUUCGCCGUCACCGAAAAGCCCAUAAUCAGUAUGGCGUCGUCUCGGACCUCCAGCCGGCAACUAUGCCCACGUUGUUGCGCAAUAUUGUCACGCACCGGGAUCCGUUGAUCACAUGUCACAUACGCUCACUAGAGAUAUGGGGUCGCCGAAGAUUUUGGGAAGACUGGCGGCCGUUCAUGCUCCAGCCGCGAGAACGUUUUGAUGAAGAUGCGCUGCCGUUGGAGUGGCUGUUUGAAGACGAGGAACGGGCGGAAUACAUGCGUCUUUUCGAGGACAUGUUCCAUCCGGACCACUACGAUACGUGUAUGGCCAAACAACAACUCGACGAAGGCAAAGAUGGCAUCCUUAAGGUUCUACUCACGGCUAUAUGCCCUCGAUUAAACAGUGUGAAGUACGUUUUGUGCGACGCGGGCAACAGAGAUGAAAGCCUCGUAUAGCUCGCUUCGCUCAUCGAAAAGAGUAAGUCUCUCGGAUCCUGGGCACCAGGGUUACGCGCUCUUCGUGAGGUCUCCAUCGGAGUGCGCUCCGGAACUUGGCUAGACUGUGGAUACGGAGUCCAUCAUCCACCCGAUCUCGCAACUAUCCUCAAGCUCCCCAGCAUCGAUACGGUCUACAUCCACGGCCUAUACGAUCAUGAUCGCACCGAAGACUCGGCC